AAAGAUUAACAAGGGCAGAUAAUCAAGAAAUUUUAUAGCGAACCUGACAAAGAAUGGUCGAAUGAAUUAUGGCUGAAGCUGAUGUCUGUGAUGGCUCUCAGGAGGGGCGUGAUGAUCCACUACUGGCAAUAUUUGGCUCAGGGAGAAUUUCAAGUAGAACAGCUUCUCAGCCUAGUCAAGAUGUGAAAGACAUGUUUGGUAUGGAAGCAUCUUCAAACCAGAUAAUUGCUGCUAAAGGGCAAAACCAGUUUACUACAGAUAUGAUCAGUCAGCCAUCAUGUGAAGCCGAGAGCCAAGAUGGAAGUAGAGAUCUUUUCAGUACCCAGACAUCACAAGGUUCUUUGCUGGAUGAACAAAUUGAUAUCACUUUACAGUUGACAGAGUCUGUGUGGGUACAAUGUGACAACCCAGACUGUCAGAAAUGGCGACGUAUCCCAGCACCAGAGGCUGAGGAUCUCAGUACAGAUCCCUGGUACUGUUACAUGUCAUCUGACCCUAUGAGGCACACAUGCUCAGCCCCGGAAGAGGACCAUGCCAUGUAUGAUAGAAUGGCAAAGAAAGCUGGGAUAAAGUUUGUGAUGUCAAUGCUGAGUGUUGGGUCCUUGGUCUGGGCAAAAAUGGCUGGCUACUGCAGGUGGCCGGCUUUGGUUACUAGAGAUCCUGAUGUUGGCUGCCACAUGUUGAUAGACAUCGAUGGUGAUCCACACAGUUAUCAUGUGGAGUUCCUAGGCAAGCAGCACUCACACUCCUGGGUGGCGGCCAAGUUUGUUGAGGUGUAUGGACACAAGGCUGUACCUGAACUAGAAGAAUCACAGUCACAAACUGAAAUUGUUAAAGGAAAGAAAUUGCAAAGAGGUCCAGGUAGGAGACGCUGGAAGAAGGUGGCACUGACUAACCAAGCUAGCGGAAAAAAGAGAACAUCUUAUAAAAGAAUGCAUAUAGCUGCCGUGGUCCAGGAAGCUGAUUUCCUGUUAGGUUUAGAAACAGAGGAGAGAAUAAAAUAUUCUGUCUUCAAGUUUGAUCCUGAUAAAAAAAGAAAAAUAGGAAAACAGGAGAAAAAAGACUCCCAAACGUCCUGUGAAAAAUGUUCUCAGUGUAAAAAGACAGGAAGAAAGAGGAAGUUUGCUCAAGCAGGGAAAGAACAGGAUCCACAUCUUUCAAAUGAAACAAUUGCCACAGACUUGAAAGAAAUGACGGAUGCACAGUUCAAGAGAGGCGAGUUAUACGUUGGAGGAGGGAAGAUAGUGAAGACAGGGGAGGAGUCACAGAUUAGAGGUGGGAAGACAAUGAAGAAAGGGGAGGAGUCACAGGCUAGAGGAGGGAAGAUAAUCAAGAAAGGAAAGGAGAAUCGUGAAGUUUAUCAUUACUGUUCAGAUAUGGCUUCUGCUUCACACUAUGAAAUGUCUCUGGAUGAAGGAAUUUCUGUUAAAACAGUAAAGACAGAAGUAUCAGUGUUUGAUUCCCCGGACCAGUUCUCACAGUCUCGACUGAAGUUCAUGAACCCAAUGGAGGAUAAAAGUAAAGAGGAAAAGUUCAGUAUUGAUCUUGAUAUGUACAGAAAGAAUGAGAAGGCAUUCGAGCAUGAUGUUAGAAGGUUUAUGUCGAGGAAUGGUCAGAGCAUCAGAAAUACGCCUGUCUGGCAUACAGUACCUGUCAGGUUGUUCCAGCUGUACCUAGCAGUCCAUGAGAGGGGAGGUUUUCAACAAGUUAAUAAGAAGAAACAGUGGACAUCAGUAUAUAAGGAGCUAACAGAACAACAACAUGUUAGUAGUGGAGCCGUAGCCAAGAAAUAUUAUCUGAACAAUUUGUAUCCCUAUGAGUUAUACAUCACCGGCAAGAGUUAUCAAGAUGUUUUGAGUGGCAGGAAAAGACAAGUCAGCAAGUCCAGACAAAAGAGGAAGUCGGAAACUUCCAUCCUUGUAGAGAAAACUUUACAGACUAUUCCUACAGAGAAAAAUGUGACAACUGAUUUAUCUCCAGUGCUUUUCAAGGAAGAUGGUACCACUUUUAGUCAGGACAUCGAAGCUAUUCUAGAUCAGCUGGAAGAGGACUAUAGUCCACAAGAUCAAAACAAAGAAAGAUCAUGUAAGAAGCCAGGUCUAAAGUUCCAUGAUGACAAUACUGAUUCUCAAAGUCAGGAGGUACAUAAAGUCCCGUCGGAGUUUCACCCUUCCACUACAGGUGAUGAUGUACAGCAAGUUCCAAACGAUUGUUUCUCUGGUGACGGACUUUCCGACAUUGAAGAGAAAAUACUUCACGAGAUGAAAGCUCUUGAAGAUGACCUCAAUGAAAUUAGCGACCUUGAUUAAUACAGCCUCUGAGAAAAUAUUACAGAUCUCGAUAUGGCAUCAUGUUAUAGACAAUGGAUUUACAAGGAUCAUGUUUGCAGUAUUUGUUCUUACAGUUUUCAGACUUUGUGCAAUGAAGGGUUUUAAUUCAAUAUUUCUCCCCAAGAAAAUUGCAGAUGAUGGACUGAAAAAUCUAUGGAUGGAGAUUGAGAAAUUAGCAGAUAAAUUGUCUAUCAAUUAUGUUUUGUUUUACUAGCAAAUUUUAUUUUUGAAAACCAAAUAACAUCAUAUUAGAGAGUAAAUAGAUUUUAUUGCUCUGAUUUUGAUAACGCUAAUUGCUCAGGUGUUAUGAUAGACUAGUCUUGUGUUGUUCUUUAAUUUAUUUCUUUUUUACCAUUUUGUUGUACCAGUAAUAGACUGAUCUUAUUCACAUUAACCCUUAUCCUGCUAAAUUUCUAAAAUGGACUGGUCCAUCAUUCAGUUUAGACAGUACCAUCUAUUAUUUAAAGGGUGUUCAAUGAAAAUUUACUGACUGAAUAGCAAACAGUGCAGACCAUGAUCACACUGCACGGAUGUGCAGGCUGAUCUUGGUCUGUACUGGUUGCAAAGGCAGAAUCAGUAGCCGCCAGCUGGCUACAGGUUAAUUUCCUAUUAGUUUACUAAUGUAUUUUUAUGCCCCCGGCAUCUACUGAUGCAAGAGGCAUAUAGUGAUUGUCCUGUCCGUCCGUCUGUUCGUUCGUUGGUCCGUACGAGGUUAACCAAAUGGGACCGUUCCGUCUAGCAUCAAUACCCCUUACUAGAAUGACUUGAUACUAAUGCAGAUGUAACCUGUGACCAUUCCUCAUCUUCAGACAUCACCUGAGCUUGACCUUGACCUCAUUUUGGACUUAGGUUGCUUUAUAUGGGCCAUCUCUUGGUUAACCAAAUGGGAUCAUUUCGUCUAGCAUCAAUAUCCCUUACUAGAAUGACUUGAUACUAAUGCAGAUGUUACCUGUGACCAUUCCUCAUCUUCUGACAUCACCUGACCUCAGUUUGACCUUGACCUUGACCUCAUUUUGGACUUAGGUUGCUUUAUAUGGGCCAUCUCUUGGUUAACCAAAUGGGACCGUUUCGUCUAGCAUCAAUACCGCUUAUAAGAAUGAAUUGAUACUAAUACAGAUGUAACGUGUGACCAUUCCUCAUCUUCAAACAUCACCCGACCUCAGUUUGACCUUGACCUCGUUUGGACUUGGGUUGCUUUGUAUCGACAAGGAUGCCACCAGGGGCGUCAAGCGUUUAUUGAACGCAGUUCCUUGUUUUUUUACUUAACCUGUUAUAUCUUUAAGAUCUGUUUAAGUAAAAAUGUAAUAGUUUUGUUUAUUGUAUUAUUGUUUGUUUUAUGCACAUACAUACUUAAUUUGUUCAAGAUUGAAUAAAAUAAAAUUACUUGGUAUUUUUCCUCCUGA
Mercenaria mercenaria is the source of this 3733-nucleotide messenger RNA. RefSeq lists its product as uncharacterized. Bases 69 to 2309 code for a protein of 746 amino acids. The record is from RefSeq and is a predicted model, not a curated record. Gene Ontology annotation, molecular function: DNA binding; zinc ion binding. Gene Ontology annotation, cellular component: nucleus. The transcript has 14 exons. NCBI's taxonomy places the organism in Eukaryota, Metazoa, Mollusca, Bivalvia, Venerida, Veneridae.